Chenopodium quinoa (quinoa) is the source of this 1221-nucleotide messenger RNA. RefSeq lists its product as uncharacterized. The record is from RefSeq and is a predicted model, not a curated record. NCBI's taxonomy places the organism in Eukaryota, Viridiplantae, Streptophyta, Magnoliopsida, Caryophyllales, Amaranthaceae. The coding region runs from base 335 to 1138 and encodes 267 amino acids. The transcript has a single exon.
CAACCCAAAAAUCCGAAAUGACACCCUUAGUCAAGCAUGUAGCCAUGGUAAGAGGGAUCCCAUUAUGGUGAACCCGUGAGCGGUAAAAAAAUGUAGAAUAGAUAUGUGAAAUUCAACCCCUCCUGAACAUUUGAAUCUGAUUUCCGAUUAGGAAUUUAAAGGCAUUACUUAAUCAAUCACCAGUGAGUGGCACCUCAGCUUGACGGUGGUUGUUGGUGAAGUGGUGGUGCAAAAAGGGCUAACUUCACCAUUGACGCACUCAAUUCAUUCGAUCCUCUCAUCUAUAGAUUAAGAUUAUUGGUAUUUCUAUCUCUCUUCAUUUUCAUCACCAAAAAUGAGCAGAAGAAGCUUGAUAGCUCGGGCUCGCAAUCUCAGUUCCCUCUUCCUCAACAACCAUUCAUUUCUCCGGCACUGUCGUCAUUCUACGUCACCACUCCACUCCACCGCCGCAACCUCAGUCGCUAAUCACUUUCAAAAUCUAUGCCUUCCAAUCGGUACUACAAUGGCGCAGUUGCAGCAGCAGAAGCUGCUUCUUCAUCAUCAUCAUCAUCAUCAUCAUCUCAAUCUUGAUUUCAGUUUUGACAAAACGCCGAAAACUGCAAUUCUCAAUCAACGAUUUCACUACUCAUCCGAAUCGACUCCGAACCCUAACCCUAACCCUAGCCCGAAUACGAAGCAUCAGGAGAUUGAAGGUCCAACAGUGGAAAAGGACGAAUCGCCUCUCGCAAACGAAAGCAGGGAGGUGACACAAUCUCUACUCAAAACCAUGUACAAUGUCAGCGGAAUUGUUGCUUUGUUAGGUCUGGCUCAUUUAGGCAUUGGUACUUACUAUUGUUACUGUUAUACCAAUGCUGCUGCUGCUACUGCUACUACGGCUAAUUCCUCCGCUCAGUUGUUUGUGAUGAGUGCUCUGGCUUUCGGGUUCCCGUUUUCGAUGGCGUUUAUGCUAAGGCAAUCAUUGAAAUCCAUGCAUUUCUUUCAGAAGAUGGAGCAAAUUGGGCGUCUUCAGAUAUUGACUAGUACUAUGCAAAUUUCCAAGCAACUCCGUCUCUUCUUUGUUCGUCUUCGUGCUAUUUCUUAUUUAUGUCUUGCUGGUUUGUGCUUCUCUUUUAUCUAUUCGCUUUCCUAUAAUCUUUGAUUACUUCAACAAUACUAAUCUUUGUUUCAAACUAUCUGGCUUUUCGUUGCUACAUUAAUUAAACGUCCUUUUUUGCGGAUCAA